ACUUACCUAUUUACACGUACGAAUGAUCGGACCGUAUAAAAGAUUGUCCGUCAGGUGUAGAGGAUACAUUCCCGCCACAUUUGCGACGAGAGUGGGAUCAAAAUGUCUUCAAUUACAAGUUGUGCGAUCUUCGCUGUAUGUGCUUUAAUAUGCGCAUCACAGCCCGUGGAAAAGUUGCCAGUACUGAAGCAACUCCCUGCUGAAGUGGUGUUCAGAGACUACAAGGAAUUGGUGCUAGAGUGCGCAACUGAAGGCAAAGAGGAGGGUGUCAAAUAUGAAUGGCUGAAAGACGGCAAACCUUUCACGCCUAUCUCCAAAGUAUCCCAAAACGGUAACGAAGGUACCCUCAUUUUCAAAAACCCCACUGUUAGCGAAGAAGGGGUUUACCAAUGUCUCGCAGAAUCACCCUUAGGGGUCGCAAGCUCUAGAUUAGUCCACGUAAGACGUACAUUCAUGGAUACACCAAAAGUAGAACUUCAAAAACACACGCCAAUCGAGGGCAAAACAUAUAAAUUGGACUGUAAGAUACCCAAUGCAUAUCCUAAACCAGAAAUUGAAUGGAUGGUUGAAAGCGACAAGUCAAAGGAAGUUGUGGCUGGACAGAGAUUCACCAUAUCCGACGAAGGAGACUUAUACAUGUCUAAUGUAACAAAGGAAGACACUGGCAAUAAGAAGUACCUUUGCAUGGCCAAAUCUCCAGCCUUGGACUCAGAGGUUGUCUUGGCUGAGCAUGUGUUAGUGGACGUCGUGGGAGGAAAAGAGGGAGACCAUGAGGUAGUCCAGCAGUAUGUGACCAAAGACACUACCCUGAAGGCUGGAGAAAGCGUCUAUUUAUACUGUAUUUAUGGUGGAAACCCGCUAGCUCAUCCCGACUGGUUCAAAGACGGUAAAGACAUCAACAACAGUCCCAAAGACCGCGUCACUCGAUACAACAAGAGCGUCGGCAAACGGCUCAUCAUCAAAGAGGUGCUGCCCGAAGACCAAGGCGAAUACACCUGUGUGAUCGACAAUGAGGUUGGAAAAGUACAGAAGCACACUUUCAACGUUAAAGUUGUCAGUGCUCCCCAAUACGUCAAGCAACCUGAACAAAAGCUGAUAGUUAAGCAAGGACAAGACGUUACGAUCCCCUGCCAAGUACAAGCAAUCCCUGAAGCCAAGCUUUCCUGGACCUACAACAGCAAGAACCUUCCAGAAAAACUCCACGCACAUACUUCAUCCCAAGGAAACGUGGCCACUUCAGAUCUAGUCAUCCAGAAUGUGCAGAAAUCUGACAGCGGCUACUACGGGUGCAGGGCACAGAACGAAUAUGGCGACGUCUACGCUGAGACUUUGGUCUAUGUACAGUAAAUCAUGAGUUUACUGAGAUUUUUUGAUAAAUUUCAUAAUAAAUGAUUGUCAAAUACGGAAA
This is a messenger RNA of Maniola jurtina (meadow brown), 1408 nucleotides long. RefSeq names its product hemolin-like. The transcript has 7 exons. The record is from RefSeq and is a predicted model, not a curated record. The coding region runs from base 103 to 1347 and encodes 414 amino acids. Lineage: Eukaryota; Metazoa; Arthropoda; Insecta; Lepidoptera; Nymphalidae.